Molecule: messenger RNA, 1223 nt
Organism: Symbiodinium pilosum
Lineage: Eukaryota; Dinophyceae; Suessiales; Symbiodiniaceae
Source: the annotation of a GenBank genome assembly
AUGGCGCUCCUCGCUUGGCUCCUGCCCUUCACCUUCACUCUUCUUACCGUGUCCGAGCACUGCUCGGGAGACUCCUGCCCCAAACCCGCACGUGGCUCUGAGCUGCUGCAGCGCUCUCAGAAGCAAGUGCUGAAAGCAGAGCAGGCGGAAGAUCGACUGCUGAGCUACGAGGAGCUGCACACACAAGUGGAGGCUUCCUUCGCACGUGCCCAGCAGCUGAGCAGCCGCACUCGCCUGCUGGUGGAGAGCAACUUCAAGUCCUUCCAUAGCUCCAAUUACAAAAGCUUCAGCAAGGACCUUACCUGCAUGGAGAACUGUGAGCAGGGCUUUGACCACUUUGCGGAGAGAACAGGCCUCAUCCAUGAGCUAAAUGCAACCGAGCUGGAGUCCUUCCGUGAUCGUGUUUUGGAAGAGAUGGAGAUCAUGUGUAAGCACGACAAGAUCGAUGAUAUUGCUGACGGAAGGAUUCAGGCAGCUGAAUACAUGCAAGACUUCAUGCAGGUCCUGGAGGAUGAGAGGCCCGUGUUGACAGAGCGGUUAGAGGAGAUCCUGGAGGAGCACUACCAUGAUGUGGCCUUUGAGUUUGCAGACUGGCUGAUGAACUUCUCCCAGAUUGACCUCCGACAUCGCACCGGCAUCGAAGAGUCCCACCAGAAUCGCACCCUGCUGGAGACGAGCCACAGCAUUGUGGAGCGCAUGCGGAAGCGCAGCCUGCCGGCAAACUUUGAUGCGCGCACGCACUGGCCACAGUGCAGCGAGAUAAUUGGGCGGAUCCACAAUCAAGGCCUCUUCAGCGGCCCCAGUGCGCAGAUCUCCCGCGGCUUCAUCACAUCCUGCACCUACACCGGAGGCCGCGAUGGUUGUCAGGGUUGCUCGCCUUACUUUGGGCACGGUGCAGGCACGGACCACUUCACCUCGAACUCGUCAGCGCCUCCCUGCCCCACAGAGUGCUCGAACCCGACAUUCUCCAAGACCUUGCAUACGGACCGCUUCAAACUUGGCCUCUCCACGCACUACGACCUGACGCUCCUGCACCAUCCCCUGCCCACAAUGGCAUAUCAGCUAGUCCGUGAAGCCAUCCUCGCGGGUGGACCGGUGCCAGCUCUCUUGAUGGCAGACGGGCCCUUCAUGUCAUACAGAAGCGGCGUCUACACACACUCCUGCGACAUGAACCCGAAUCACGCGGUGACAGCCAUCAGCUUGGAUUUGCUUGAACAGCUGGG